CCGCUGGGCCGCAUCGCCACGGCUCCUCCUGCGGGGUCAGGUGGGAGGAAGCGGCCUGGAAGCCGCGGCCAGUGGACCUGCAGACGCAGUGCCUGCUCAGGACGGGUCACCAGGCCUUUUGAGGUCCGAGGAGAGGUGCCGCCCCGCAGGGACCCGCACUCCUGGGAGGAUGGUGCGGAUCUUGGCCAAUGGGGAAAUCGUGCAGGAUGACGACCCCCGCGUGAGGACCACUGCCCCCCCACGCAACAGCACCCCUCGACAGAGCUUCCUCAACAGGGGCCAUGGCGCCCCCCUGGGGGGUCCCGGCCUCCGGCAGCAGCAGGGGGGAGCCAGGCUGGGCGCUGCUCAGUCCCCCUUCAAUGACCUCAACCGGCAGCUGGUGAACAUGGGCUUCCCCCAGUGGCAUCUCGGCAACCACGCCGUGGAGCCGGUGACCUCCAUCCUGCUGCUCUUCCUGCUCAUGAUGCUCGGCGUGCGCGGCCUCCUGCUGGUGGGCCUCGUCUACCUGGUGUCCCACCUAAGCCAGCGGUGACCUCCGCUGGGGGCAGGCGUGGGGAGAGGGAGUUCCAGGCCUCGGUGUGGGAACAGGCACAUGAGGAGGGGAACCUGGUGGUGCCUUGAAGGUGUGCUCAGAGAAUGCUGUUUCCACGCGGUGUUAGCAUGAUGCCGAGGGAACCUCUAGUCCAGCAGCCCCAGCGUAUCGGUGGGUACCCUCACUCCCCUGCGAUGUUUGUCGGUAGUACCGGGCCUGCAUUAAGCACAAAGAGCAAGAACAGGAUGCCCUUCCCAUUGUCUUGCAAUCCUCUUAUGCCAAGGAGACGGCCCCAGCUGGUGCCAACAUGUUCUCAUGCCUCUGGACCCCGUGCUGACUUCCCCUGUAAGUUGGGAACAGGCCGGGGGCUUAGGGCAGGUGGGAAAAGUUUCCCAACUUUUAUAACCCUGCUUUUGUUGGCUACCUGUGUAUGACAGGUGGUACCGGCAUUCUAUUUAUUGUGGUGGCGUUUUCAAUAAAUAAAUUUAGUAAACAUG
Myotis daubentonii (Daubenton's bat) is the source of this 1029-nucleotide messenger RNA. RefSeq names its product family with sequence similarity 241 member B (gene FAM241B). The record is from RefSeq and is a predicted model, not a curated record. Gene Ontology annotation, cellular component: intracellular membrane-bounded organelle. NCBI's taxonomy places the organism in Eukaryota, Metazoa, Chordata, Mammalia, Chiroptera, Vespertilionidae.